UUGGGACGUCUUUUGUGAUCGGUUCGAGUUCUUUCCCGACCUUGUUGCAGAGGUGUCUGGCAAUUGGGUGAACUAAUCACUUACUCUAAGCGUACUAAUUGGCGCGCAUGUUUUCUAGGUCACACGUCAGGCAUCUUCUACUCCUUCACUGACGCACCGAUAUCGCCAUUGUCCGAUCUCACGCACGGUUCUUUCCUUUGGUCUUGCGGCAGGAUCGUCAUCUAAGCUUUGCAUGCCCUCGCACUUGUUUGGCGAUCUGAUCUGGUAUUCCCGUAUGGAUACUUCUUGCAUAUCUCCGCAAGGGUACAAUAGAAUUUCUUUGCUGAUCAGGCAAAAGUUCGCUGUCACUGUCGCUUGGAGAAAUGGUUCUCGGAUCCUGGGGUCUGUUCUAUCGACGUAUCAAACCACCACUGGAUUGGCUAGACAGGCAAGUCUAGCGGUGUCUUUGUGUGACAUUCUAUGUUACGCUCUCAUAAUGUGUGGCACAGUCUCGGUGCCACUAUGUCAUGCCUUCUGUGCACGGGGCGGGCAUGAGCCGCUCGGCACAAAGCAGCAUGGUCUGUAUGAAUGGCAGUUGGCUUGGUAUCCAAGCCUCUCAUAUAUACUCCAUGAUCAAAGCUACUGGAUCUGAGGUCUACAGCUUGAAAGCCUUGGCAUGCCACCAGCCAUGGAGAAUUCACGGUACUACCCAUUAAGAGCGCUUCCGUAGCUAGCGUGUUUGGUAUUGGGGUACCG
Aspergillus neoniger CBS 115656 is the source of this 735-nucleotide messenger RNA. RefSeq lists its product as uncharacterized. The transcript is spliced from 2 exons. The record is from RefSeq and is a predicted model, not a curated record. Bases 233 to 631 code for a protein of 132 amino acids. NCBI's taxonomy places the organism in Eukaryota, Fungi, Ascomycota, Eurotiomycetes, Eurotiales, Aspergillaceae.